AUGCUGAAGCCCCUGGCCUGGUCAUUCCUAGUCUUCUCGAGGCUAGCCCUUGGUCAUGGCGGCCAUGACCACAGCGGCCCUGCACAGGGAGAAACGAUUCAACAGUACGCUCAAAGACACAUGUCGAAAGAACAUCAUAUCGAUACUUUCGACAUCCGGAGUUUCUUCCACCUCCACGACCUGAACCGUGACGGGUUCUGGGACAGGGAAGAGAUUGAAGCCGUCUACGGUGUCCACCACGUCUACUCUCAGAGAAAGACACCAGACGAGAUCGAGCACCAGAAGAAAGCCGACCAUAUCGUCAACACCGUUUUGGGCAUCUUGGACUUGAACAAGGACGGGAAAGUGUCCCCCAAGGAGCUCGAGAAGGUUGGCCUCGAUGGGUUGCCCAAUUUCGAGCACAUGGGUGCGGAGGGUCACCAUUACGAUGAGGAGAGUGAAUUCUUCUUGCACCACGAAGAGGAAUUCCACUCAACUCCCGAGACCCAAACGGACGAGGCCUACAACCACCCCGAAGACUUGGAACAUUUCGCUCACCACGAGAAGAUUGAAAAGGCCGAACUAGAGCGUGAAGCCAAGUUCCAGGGUGUUACUGUCGAGGAGCUUGUCAAAGCCCAACUCGCUGCUGAGGAGGCAGCAGAGAGGGCCAAGACCGCAGUGCCAGAGAACGCCGAAGCUACUCCCGCCGCUGGCGACCCAGCUCAACCACCGCAGCCGCCAAGGCCGCAAUUCACCCGUGUUCCUCCCCCCGAGAAGCAGGACCCUGCUAUCAAGUACAAGAGUGCUAAGGAGGAGGGUGCCCGAGGAUCGCAGUGGGGAGAAGGUCCAGAGGGAUACAAGGCACCGGUGAAGCCCGCCGAGAAGAUGAGGAAAAACCUGCCCUACAAGUACAAAUUCCGCAGGAACUGGGGUGAUUUCUGA
Messenger RNA from Coprinopsis cinerea okayama7#130, 921 nucleotides. RefSeq lists its product as hypothetical. Bases 1 to 921 code for a protein of 306 amino acids. The record is from RefSeq and is a predicted model, not a curated record. Gene Ontology annotation, cellular component: extracellular exosome; endoplasmic reticulum-Golgi intermediate compartment. The transcript is spliced from 8 exons. Gene Ontology annotation, molecular function: calcium ion binding. NCBI's taxonomy places the organism in Eukaryota, Fungi, Basidiomycota, Agaricomycetes, Agaricales, Psathyrellaceae.